Messenger RNA from Monopterus albus (swamp eel), 6776 nucleotides. Its product is annotated as ATPase H+/K+ transporting subunit alpha. Lineage: Eukaryota; Metazoa; Chordata; Actinopteri; Synbranchiformes; Synbranchidae. The transcript has 23 exons. Gene Ontology annotation, molecular function: ATP binding; ATP hydrolysis activity; P-type sodium:potassium-exchanging transporter activity. The record is from RefSeq and is a predicted model, not a curated record. The coding region runs from base 2690 to 5788 and encodes 1032 amino acids. Gene Ontology annotation, cellular component: plasma membrane. Gene Ontology annotation, biological process: potassium ion import across plasma membrane; sodium ion export across plasma membrane; intracellular potassium ion homeostasis.
GCAGAUAGGCUACUUUGGUUUUCCUCCUGUGAUAUUUCGUUUCAACACCAAUAUAAUAACACAUAGCCGGACUAAAUUGUUAAAAGACCUUGGCCAAGAUUUGAUGAAUAGGCUAUGCACAAUGUCCAUCCAUCCAUCCAUCCAUCCAUUAUCUAUACCGCUUAUCCAGAAAGGGAGUCUGCAGUCGCACUUUAUCCCUUUUUAUCGGCUAGGAUAUAGAAAUAGUGGCUCCUACAUUUCCCAUAAUGCAAAUCAACAAGCUCUUCCUUUUUUCUUUACAAUUCUUUUGUUUUGUUCAUAGCCCUGACAAAUGUAUUGACACUGUAUCCACUUUGCACUGGAUAAUGUACACUCCUAGCUUUUCUUCUCACUCUUUUGUUACCCCAGUAACCCCUCUAUCCUUUCCCUCCUCACCUGUCUCUUUAGUAAGGUGUAAUUAGAGCCGAUAAGGUCGAGCUGAUAACAUUAGUUUCAUUACACAGCCACUGUCACUCUACAGUAUGUAGUACAGUACAUGACGCUCUUAAACAUAACUUAUCUUACCUGGUUGUUAUUUACCCAACAUGCAACAUGUUCUGGCCAGGAAAUGUUAAGAGACAGGGUGACCUUAGCUCAUGUUUUACUCAUUUAUGCAGGACAAUGAAUUGAAUUUAUGUUCCCAUGUUGUAGGGAGAUCUUUUUAAUACUAGGCUGUGCGAUUGGGUAUGACACAAAAAGCUGUAUUACAGAUUGGUAGGCAUAUUUUAUGAUGUAGCAAUUUAAGGUCACUUUUGGUAACUGCAUCUGAAGAAGUGUGCCUUAUAUUUUAACAUGUACCGGUGUAAUGGUCCUAUGUCUGAGGUUCUUGUUAUAAUGUAGACAGGGCUGCUGACACAUGACUGGCAUGGUUUAUCACAGCACAGGCAAGUGUUGGCCCUAAAUAUCACUGAACAGUUGUUUUCAAAAUAUUCUCAAGCAAUCAUUCAGGUCAUGAAUUAUCAUUUCAUUAGAUUCUGUGACCCAAAUGCCAGCACAAUUCAAAAUUUAGGAUUAGAAAAUGUUUGUCACAUUAACUGACAAGCCUUUUAAUCCUGUAAACAAUGACAAACUGAAUAUAAGUUGAUCAUGUUUUCAGAUCUUAAUAAAAUUUGGUCAUUAGUGAUGUUUAUAAAUGAACAGUUUAUUAGUGAAUGCAGGUACUCAGUGGCAGUAAUUGGUAACUGAUUAAGAAGAGCAGAAGGUGGUGGAAAAAUGGAUAUUUUAGAGUUACUAAAUUAGUCAUUAAGACUUUAAUGUUGUGUUAAUUAGUAAAUUAAAAUUUGAACAGAUAAAAGACUAAAAAUAUACUGUUUUGCAAGUCUAAUUUCUUCUCAGUUCCUUUCCUGUCCAGAUGCCUUUUUUUACAGUUUUUUAUAUUUCAUCUUACCCACUGCCUCCUUGUAGUUAGUGCAGAGAUAUGUUUGUUUACUUUAAACAGCAUCUGUCAGUCAUGCAGAACAGCCUUUCAUAGUUUUGCAUCCUAUGAUGUACAGCAGUUAUUGCAUAAAAAAUACACAAAAACAUGAAUUUAUGGGGCCUGGUUCAAAUGGUCUUGUUUACUGUUUCUUCUUAUGUGAACAUCAAAACAACUUUAUAAAAUCACAAUAAAUUCAGUUUUUUACUGAAAUACCAUCUGAGGUUCCUUUUUUUAACAUCUGGGUAUCACAGCCAGACAUGACAGGUGAAGUAUAAGUGUAUUAAUCAAGUGCGAUGGUAGUUUGCUGGGUAACCUGUAAACAGCAGGGGUGUGGUUUCAGACAGAAGCAUAGUGUUGUCAUUAGAGUAAACCUCUUUGGAGAUGCUGACACCAUUAACAUGCCUCUAUGUCUGAGGCUACCAGUGACAGCACUGUUAAUGAGCCAGGACUGGCAGCAGGUCUGACACCUGAUUAAUUCCAGUUGCAGGCAAUGGUCUCCCUGAUGUCGGCUCCCUUUAUUUGGCUUUAAAGUGCUGGCACAGCUGUCAUGCUGUGCAAUGUAAAGGGUGGUGAGAGUUCUUCUCUCUUCUUUUCUAUGGCUGCAUUUGACCAUCAACCCAUACUUGGCAGCAGUAAAGAUGAGAGUUUUUUUCCCCUGGAUUGAAACUGCUGUUUCACUUAUUUCAACCUCCAGAAUUAUUUAGUGGCUGAUAGUAGACUGUUGUGCACUGAAAGAUUUGGUGUAAACUGUUGCAGUGCAAUGUAGUGCAGGCUGGUAGCAAUGACAUUGGUCAAUUUUAACCUUCACUGCUCCUUACUAUAUCCAUUUAUCAGGAGAAAUUAAAAAAAACAUACUCAGGCAAGAUAAGUGAUACCAGAGAAAUACUAGCAACACUUAUGAUAUGGGUGCAUUUGUGUGUACAGUAUGGCUGGCUAGAGGUGACAUUGUUGCUACUUGAGGUACCAUUUUACGCAAGCUGUCGUAUAAAAGUGCGUGUUUAAACAUAAGUGUGUCCACAGGCAUUUGUACGCAUGUGCAUAUGAAAAGGGGAGUUUCUGGUAUAAAGGGCUGUUCCAGAAAAUUUGUCCCGUUUUUGACCAUUGUGUGUGUGUGUGUUUGUGUGUGUGAGUGAGAAACGGUGUAUGUUCGGCCGUGGACCCUAACUGACAGCCAAAAUUUCAGUGGCAAAGAAGGAUCGCGUGGUCUGGACCUCCAUUGAUUUAGGAGAGCAGUCCCCUAUCACACCAGCAACCAUGACUAAAAAGGAGGAUUACAACAUGUUCGAGGUUGAUGUGGACAUGGACAAGAAGAAGAAGAAAAAGAUGAAGAAGAAGGAGAAGCUGGAGGGCAUGAAGAAAGAAAUGGAUAUAGAUGACCAUGAAAUUACAAUUGAAGACCUGGAAAUGAGAUACAACACCAGUAUCAACAAGGGUUUGACCUCUACCUUUGCCAGUCAGAUCUUGGAGAGGGAUGGCCCAAAUGAACUGAAGCCUCCUAAAGGGACUCCAGAAUAUGUGAAGUUUGCCAGGCAGCUGGCUGGAGGACUGCAGUGUCUGAUGUGGGUCGCAGCUGUCAUCUGUUUCAUCGCUUUUGGAAUUGAACUUGGGAAAGGGGAAAUCACGAGUUUUGACAAUCUGUACUUGGCCAUCACCCUAAUAGCUGUUGUUGUAGUAACUGGUUGCUUUGGUUAUUACCAAGAAUUCAAAAGUACCAACAUUAUUGCCAGCUUCAAGAAUUUGGUGCCACAACAAGCCACGGUGAUCCGUGAUGGCCAGAAAAACCAGAUCAACGCCAACCAGUUGGUGGUGGGGGAUCUGGUGGAGAUCAAAGGAGGAGACAGAGUCCCUGCCGACAUUCGCAUCAUCACUGCUCAGGCCUGCAAGGUUGACAACUCAUCCUUGACAGGGGAGUCUGAACCGCAAAGCAGGACUCCAGAAUGUACUCACGAGAGUCCACUGGAGACCAGAAACAUUGCUUUCUUCUCUACCACCUGUCUAGAAGGUGUAGCCACCGGGGUGAUCAUCAACACAGGUGACCGUACCAUCAUCGGCCGGAUUGCCAGUUUGGCAAGCGGUGUCGGCAACGAGAAGACACCCAUUGCCAUAGAAAUUGAACAUUUUGUGGACAUCAUUGCUGGUCUUGCCAUCUUUUUUGGGUUUACCUUCUUUGUGGUUGCCAUGUUCAUUGGCUAUGCUUUCCUGGAAGCCAUGAUCUUUUUCAUGGCUAUCGUGGUGGCUUAUGUGCCAGAGGGGCUACUUGCUACGGUUACCGUUUGCCUAUCUCUGACUGCUAAACGACUUGCCAGGAAGAAUUGUGUUGUGAAGAACCUGGAGGCUGUGGAGACAUUGGGCUCCACUUCAGUGAUCUGUUCUGAUAAGACGGGCACCCUGACACAGAACAGGAUGACUGUGGCUCACCUUUGGUUCGACAACCAUAUCCACGCUGCUGACACCACUGAAGAUCAGUCAGGCCAGAGUUUUGACCAGUCAUCAGAGACAUGGCGUUUCCUGGGGAGAGUGGCUUCCCUGUGCAACAGAGCCACAUUCAGACCUGAUCAGGAAGGAGUUCCUAUUCCAAAGAGGACUGUGGUGGGAGAUGCAUCUGAGACAGCUCUGCUGAAGUUCACUGAGCUCACCAUAGGGAACAUCGUGGAGUACCGCAAUCGCUUCAAGAAAGUGGUAGAAGUGCCCUUUAACUCCACCAACAAGUUUCAGCUGUCUGUCCAUGAGCUGGAGGAUCCACUGGACCUACGCUACCUGCUGGUGAUGAAGGGAGCUCCAGAACGCAUUUUAGAACGCUGCUCCACCAUUUUGAUAAAAGGCCAGGAGCUGCCUCUGGAUGAGCAGUGGAAAGAAGCUUUCCAGACAGCUUACAUGGACCUGGGAGGGCUGGGAGAGAGAGUACUGGGCUUCUGUCAUAUCUAUCUGAAUGAGAAAGAGUACCCUCGAGGCUAUCAAUUUGACGCUGAUGAGAUGAAUUUCACCACAUCAGGACUGUGCUUUGCUGGUCUCAUCUCAAUGAUUGACCCCCCAAGAGCCACUGUACCCGAUGCAGUGAUGAAAUGCCGUACUGCUGGCAUCAGGGUUGUCAUGGUGACUGGAGACCAUCCAAUUACAGCUAGAGCAAUAGCAGCGAAUGUUGGUAUCAUCUCUGAAGGUAGUGAAACAGUGGAAGAUAUUGCCCAGAGGAAGCGCAUACCUGUCGAGCAAGUCAACAAGAGGGAUGCCCGUGCUUGUGUGAUCAGUGGUGGUCAGCUGAAAGAGAUGAGCAGUGACGAGUUAGAUGAGGCACUACGGAGCCAUCCUGAGAUGGUGUUUGCAAGAACAUCCCCUCAGCAGAAACUGAUUAUUGUGGAGAGUUGUCAGCGUCUGGGUUCUAUUGUCGCUGUAACAGGUGAUGGUGUGAACGACUCCCCAGCUCUUAAGAAGGCUGACAUUGGUGUCGCCAUGGGGAUCGCUGGUUCAGAUGCUGCCAAGAAUGCUGCAGAUAUGAUCCUGUUGGACGACAACUUUGCUUCCAUUGUCACAGGAGUGGAGCAGGGUCGACUUAUCUUUGACAACCUGAAGAAGUCUAUUGCCUAUACGCUAACCAAAAACAUUCCUGAGCUGACUCCAUAUCUCAUCUACAUCACCGUCAGCGUUCCUCUUCCUCUGGGUUGCAUUACUAUUCUUUUUAUUGAACUGGCCACUGAUAUUUUUCCCUCUGUCUCUCUGGCUUAUGAGAAAGCAGAGAGCGACAUCAUGCACCUGAAGCCCAGGAACCCUCGACGUGAUCGUCUGGUAAACGAAGCUCUGGCUGUGUACUCAUACUUCCAGAUAGGAGCCAUCCAGUCUUUUGCAGGCUUUACAGAUUAUUUCUCCGCCAUGGCCCAGGAGGGCUGGUUUCCACUUUUGUGUGUUGGUCUGCGUUCUCAGUGGGAGAAUGUUCAUCUUCAAGACUUGCAGGACAGCUAUGGGCAGGAAUGGACCUACAGUCAGAGGUUGUAUCAGGAGUACACGUGCUACACUGUGUUUUUUGUCAGUAUAGAGAUCUGUCAGAUCGCUGAUGUGCUAAUCAGGAAAACCCGACGUAUCUCUGUGUUCCAGCAGGGCUUCUUCAGGAACCGUGUCCUUGUUUCCGCCAUAAUAUUCCAGCUCUGCCUGGGUAAUCUGCUUUGUUACUGCCCUGGAAUGCCCAAUAUCUUCAAUUUCAUGCCCAUCAGGGUCCAGUGGUGGUUUGUUCCUGUUCCAUAUGGUAUUUUAAUCUUUGUCUACGAUGAGAUCAGGAAGUUAGGAGUCAGAAGACAUCCAGGAAGUGAGCUGAGAUUCUAUAUCCUUCCUUCUGACCAUUUAAAAUCUAUCAAUCAUCAGUAGUAUCUCUGCUACACAUGCAGGCAGUAUUCAUUAAUCUGUGGCUUGUUAUCUCGCAGGUUGGUGGGAUCAGGAAUUAUACUACUGAGACCAAAGAAGCCUUUCCAUCUGUAUGAAAGAAUCACUCAAACUGAAUGCUCCAAACCCGGAGGACCUUAACCAAUUCUCCAGCAUUCAUCUGUAUUACUUUGUGAUCUAUGUAUUUAUUGUCUCUUUUAAUUCUAACAUUAUAUUAAUAUUCGUUUGCCUAAAUCUUUUUAACAAACUAAAGUGGUGAUCAUUUCUUAAAGUUAUCACUGAAUAAUCUGCAGAUGUUCCAACUCUGACUAUGGCUGCAUUGUAUUUGUACUAAUAAAGAAUCUUAAGACUGGUGAUGAACUCAAAUCAACAACAAAAAUAGCAAGUUUUUUUUUUGUAUUCUGUAAUUCUUGGUGUGUUUUUCUGAAUGUUGUAUCUUUACUUACAAAGUUGUUAAUUGAAUAUUAUGGAAUUCACAAAUGUAGACAUUGUUUCACUUGUGAUUCAUUCUGGAAAAAGGUUUAAUGGUUAAUGCUAAAUGUUCAGAAUUUCCUCACCAAUCUGAUAUCGAUGUGUCGUGUCUGUGAAAAAAAAAAAUGUAAAGAGCUGUUUCAUUCAAUUUGGAUUUUUUUUUCUGAAGAAUUGGUGCAUCAAUGAUGAAUUGAUAAGUUAAAUGCACAUUUGGAAUUAAACUGAAUGAGUCAAAUACAGCAGGGCAUUGCUGCAUUAAAAAAAAUUUAAAGGUAUAAUAUAUUUUUAAUUAUAGUGCCUGCAGCACUUCAGCAACACUAGAGAUGCACAGAGUCUCUGGCGAGGCAUCCAAACCCAGGGCUCUAUUGUGACAUCUCUCUGCUGAACAGCCUCAGUGUCUUCUUUGGCCACUUUGAAACACAGAACACACCAGCACAGAAGACCAACCCCUCCCCCAGGAGAGCAGGUUGUGUGUCUGUCCACAGUCAGCGUGAAGAAGACC